Trichobilharzia szidati is the source of this 2974-nucleotide messenger RNA. The record is from the annotation of a GenBank genome assembly. NCBI's taxonomy places the organism in Eukaryota, Metazoa, Platyhelminthes, Trematoda, Strigeidida, Schistosomatidae.
GUACAAAUAUAAUUUGUUUAAAGUAAUGUUGGAACAUUAAAUGUUUCUGCCAAUGUCAUACCCAAGGCCAAGUGCUUAAGGCAUUGAUGAUGUCUUUUAUUCUGCCCUGUUUCUUAGACGUAAUGUUUGGAGAUAUUUAAUGGCCAGGAAAAGCUAGCAUUCAACGUCCUUAUAGAAUUUAAAAUGGGAAUUUGUUAUUGUCUUCACAAACAAUCAAAACAAGCACACAACGAUAGCGGAACACAGUAUUAUGUGGGUUCUACACCAACUGGUGUGAACAGUGCGACCAAAUACUUAGCACAUCAAGUCCCUGAAGUCACAAAAAAUGGGAAUUCUGUGGAUGUUCUUCCCACAAACGUUAAUCAGGUGGCGUUAUACAAUUUCAACACUAAAAAUUCAGUCGGUGUCCCUAGAAAUGUGAAUGAUAUGCAUAUGGCUUGUGUUGCUGCUCAGAACAAUGCAAUUACUUCGGCAAUAUCUACUGUCCCUACAGGAGGAGCUUCAGUUCAGCCAAGAGCACCUCUGGUUCAAGUCCGUGCACUGUAUUCCUACCAGGGGCACAAUCAAGAUGAUCUGCCCUUUCAAAAAGGGGAUAUAAUGUUUGUUGUUUCUGGAAUGUCGGAUGCAUGGUGGUUUGCAAGACAUGCAGAAACUGGAAUGAGUGGCUAUAUUCCUAGCAACUAUGUUUGCCUUGACGAUGGAUUGCCCACCAGCUUAGAUGCUUGGUAUGAUAUAGGUCGUCGGGAAGCUGACCGUAAACUGUUGCUAGUUGGCAAUCCUAAGGGCACAUACCUUAUUCGUCCCAGCUCAGAGACACAAAACUAUGCACUUUCUGUUAGACACUACGAUUCUGAGAAGAAUAUGUGGGUCGUAAAACAUUAUCGUAUCCGUAUAUUAGAUAACAAUGGUGGCUUUUUCAUAAGUAUCCGCACAACUUUCCCAAAUAUACAGGAUCUCAUCAAUUACUACACAGUUCAUCCUGAUGGACUGUGUUGCCGAUUGUCUAUUCCUUGUCCACGUGCAUAUCGUCCGCCAGUUCAAUUUCGUGAUUUCGAAAUUAACCGUGAUAGUAUUACAAGAAUACGUAAACUGGGUCAAGGCACAUUUGGCGAAGUGUUUCUGGCUAAGUGGAAUGGUUCAGUGGAGGUUGCGGUUAAAAUGAGACUAGACCAUACAGAUCGUAGUCGAUUUAUCGAGGAAGCACGUCUUAUGCAUGCUUUCCAUCAUCCUCGUAUUGUUCAGCUUUUGGGUGUGUGUACUGAGCCUGAGGAUCAACCUGUCUACAUCAUUACUGAGCUUAUGCGUAAAGGUGCACUAUAUGACUUCCUGCGUACGGAAGAAGGGCACAAAUUGACUUUAGAUGACCUUAUUGAUAUAAUGGCUCAGAUUGCAAGUGGUAUGUCUUAUUUGGAGGAAAUGAAUUCUGUUCAUCGAGAUUUACGCGCAGCUAACAUCCUUGUUGACCAGGAUUAUUCAGUGAAAGUAUCAGAUUUCGGAUUAGCAAAAAUCAUUAGUGAUGAUUCUCAUGCUGAUCCAAAUACCAAGUUCCCUAUUAAAUGGACAGCUCCAGAGGCAGCUCUGCAACAUAUCUUUAGUAUCAAAUCUGAUGUGUGGUCAUUCGGGAUAUUGAUGUAUGAAAUUGUGACCUACGGUGGUACACCGUAUCCAGGAAUGACUACACGCCAAACAGUCGCUGAAGUGGAGAAAGGCUAUCGUUUGCCUUGUCCUCAUACACCUGAACAUCCUUGCCCCGAUGAUUUAUAUAAUCUUAUGCGGAAGUGUUGGGAUGCCAGACCAGAGAACCGUCCUACUUUUCGUUCUCUUUACGAUGUGUUCGAGAAUUGGUCUACACAUACUGAGGCUCAAUAUCUGGACAACUAGAAGCAUGGAAUAUGUAUUUUCAAAUGACCAAGAAUCUGUAUAAUCAUUCCGAAUGAUAACUGAAAUUUCAUGGUGUGCAUAUUUCCGGUGAAGUAAUUUCUCCCGAGAUUUAUACUCGGUUGUUUCCUAUGUACAUACCUUAUAAACAUUUUAUAACUAAUUAUGUAAGAUGUAUUUCGAUUGUGUAUGUGUAUUCAUUAGCAGCUACCUCCACCAUGUUCUUCUCUAAAAUUUGCUCCUUUAGUUUUGUGUACUGAUUUCUGAUGUUCCAGUGAACAUGAGAUAACAAUCUUGUUUUGCUUUUUCCUGUAAACGUAUUCACUAUUCUGGUAUCAUGUAUCAUUUUUAAGGUGUACUCUAGGCGUGUCACUUUUUGUUUGAAAAUUUGCGCCAAUACUUCUCAUUGUAAGCUAUCCUUAUGUUUUCAGUUAGUAAGCUAGCUCGACGUAACUAAUGUAUGAGUUCAUACAGCACUCAGUUUUUCUUUUUCUCUCCGCAUUAUUUAUUACUGUCUUUUCUUUGCUUCCUUAUCUCAAUCAUGGACCGCUGCAUUUCCAAGUGAUGAAGCUUUUUCACCUCAAAAUUGUAUCUCACUAUUGAGUUGAUGAUUAUUGCCUCGACUUCUAUCUGUUAAUCAGUCUGUUUAUAUUUUUAUUUAUCUCAAUGAUUGUUGUAUCUUUUAUUUAAGGCUUUAUUAGAUUUCAUUGUAUGCAUUAUUUCUCCAUUAGGAAUCGUAUUGUUUGCUGCUUACAUAUAAUACUGUGUAUCCCGGGUACUACAAUAAAUAAAAUAAAAGAUGAUAUUUUAAAAAAAUGGUUACUGUUGCAUAUGCUUAGUAUUGACAAAGGUUUAUGCGUAAUCUUUUUCAGGUGAGUUCUUUUUUUAAUAAUAAGAAGCUUUUUAAGUAGUUUAAAAAAAUUAUUCCUGUACAGUUGAAUGCUCUGCUACAUAGCUUUUCUAAAAUUCUUCGAUUAACAAUACCUUUUAUUCUUCUUUCUAUCCUGCUUCAGCUGAUCAGAGUGUUAUUUUUUCACAAGGUUUAUAAAUUUCGGGAAUGUGUUAUGCUUCUUUUUGGCGUUUUUCAGAAUUCGAU